Vanderwaltozyma polyspora DSM 70294 is the source of this 2313-nucleotide messenger RNA. It is a transcript of the gene RIX1, whose product is annotated as Rix1p. Gene Ontology annotation, biological process: rRNA processing. Bases 1 to 2313 code for a protein of 770 amino acids. The transcript has a single exon. The record is from RefSeq and is a predicted model, not a curated record. Lineage: Eukaryota; Fungi; Ascomycota; Saccharomycetes; Saccharomycetales; Saccharomycetaceae. Gene Ontology annotation, cellular component: nucleus.
AUGUCUGAAUUCAGGUCUGAGGUUCCAGUAUCUGUUUUAGCCAAAAAACUAGAACUGGCUAACGGUGAUGAAUUGCAAACUAUCUUAAGAACUUUAAGAUCUCCUACAUAUGUCAAUGAGAAGUUAUUAAAGUCUGAAUUGGGUCUUUUAGUAACAAAGAUCUUGAAAUUAUUACGUUCAAGUGAUGACUAUGAAAUAUGGAAGGGCUGUCAUACAGCUGCUAUUAUCUGUGCAUACAACCCAUUAGUUUUAUGUUCCCAUGGUAGUCAAUUAUUAGCAACAAUCUAUUCCAAAUUAGAACAAAGAACCAGUUACUAUUCAUCUACCUCAACAACUGUUCAGGGAAGAGUAGUUAUUGAAACUUUAAUCUCUACUCUAUCUAUUUUAAUGGAUUUGAUGAGGACUAAACCAACCAUGUCUAGAGAAGGAUUGAUCCCAAAGUUGAAGACAAUUAUUCCAACUCUAAUUACUCUAACUCAGUAUCAACCAAAACUUUGUUUACCAGUUCUGAAAGUUAUUUUAUUAAAUCACCACACUACUUUCAAACCAUUUUCCAAUAAAUAUCGUACAGUACUUCUAGAACUAUUGUCAAAAGAAUACCAACAUAUGGAUAAGGAAACAAGAUUAUUAGUCUGUGAUAAUUAUGCCUACUUACACUUGAUUAAGUUACAAUCUGAUAGUAACAAAGAUAAUGAUGCCACACAAGCUCAUCAUAAAGCAUUCCAAGAUGAAGCAUGGCGUGCAGGUCUUUUAGAUAUCUUAAAUCAUUUCAAACCUAUAUUGAAACUUGUCGGUGAAAUAUUAGAUUUAGAUCAAGACAAAGAAUUAGUCAAGUUAAUGAAUAGUUUGCCUGGAGACAUCGAUGUUGAUAAGAAAGCCAAUGAAUUGUUAAAAUUACCAUCCUUAAAAUUAGAUAUGAAUAGCCCUAUAACUUUGUGGGAUAUUAAUAACCGUUUGAAUAUUCUAGUUGAUUUGUUAAGUUCAUUUAUUUCUUUGCCAACACCAUAUCCUGUCAGAAUCCCACUGGGUAGUAUUAAUGCUGUCGCUGAAACAUUAUUAAGUUUAACUCAAAAUUAUCUACCAAUCAAAAGAGAUCUACGUCGUGAUGCUGAAUUAACAUCAGUGAUAACUUCAAUGUUACCUCAUAUUCAGUUCACAGGGAUAAAAUUGUGGAAUAAAACACUUUCAAAUUAUGGUAAAAGUUGUUUAACUUUCUUACCUUCAAUUUUGGGAUCAUUGGAAUUAUUUAUUCCAAUGAGACCUAAGAGCAACGAAAUUGAUUUUGAAAAAUGUCAAACUUUAAAACGAGAAUUUUUGUUUUUAUUUAAGUUGAUUAAUAGACUGACACCCGAAUUGGGCCACCAACUAAGUGAAUUAUCGCUAUUCACAAAAUUGAUCAAUAUUUCAUUAUAUUUGGUUGAAGAUAGAUCAUUAUUGUUGCCAUUAUUUAAUCCUGAAAAGAAACUAAAAACAGAGAAUAAUAAUAAAGGAGUCAAAAAAUCAAAAACCAGAGAUAAUCAAUCCGGUGCGUUGUCUGAUUUAUAUACCCAUUCAAAUCAAUUUAUUAUUAGAGAUUCUUUAAAAUUGUUAAGUGAAGUUGCUAAUUUCUUAUGUACCGUUUUGAGCAAUUGGAGGUUACCAUCUGCUCAACAGGUUAAGAUAGUUAAAUUUGCAAUUACUUCUUCAAUUAAGUAUAAGGAAGAAUAUAACAAGAUUCCUGAGAACUUUGUAAAGCUAUUGAGAAUGAUUACAAUUUAUCCAGGCAAUGAACGUAUUUCCAUUUUACCAAUUGCAGCCACCUUAUUGAAGGAUUCUGGUGACGACGUUUUGGAUGUGUUGUGCCAUCCAAGGGUCCCAAUGGGUAUUGUUCACCAAAUUACGAGGCCGUUUAAAGAGAGUGAUAUCGAGGACAAUGAAAUAUCACAACUAGAAGAAUCAAGAAGCAAAAUACUUGAUUUUGAAACUGUUGGUGAAACAAAAGUCGACAAACAAGAUGAUUUCAAAAAACUACAACUAGAAAAUAGUAAAAGAACCUUUACUGAAAGAGAGGUCGAUGAGACCAAGUUGUUCAAAAAGGAUGAAGACGUUGAAAUAAAAAAAGCAAAAAUUAGUAAUUCAGAGGAGAUUGUAUCCAAAUCAGUUAACCAAAAGGAAUCAAUUGCUGCCACCGCUACACCACUACCUACCGAGAAUUACCCACUUCCAGAUACAAAAGAAGUUAUUACAAUUGAAGCUAAUCAUGAUAAUGAUGAAAGCUCGGAUGAUUCUGAAUUCGAAAUCCCAGAAAUCCAAUUGAGUGAUGAUGAAGAAUAA